Molecule: messenger RNA, 336 nt
Organism: Paraglomus brasilianum
Lineage: Eukaryota; Fungi; Glomeromycota; Glomeromycetes; Paraglomerales; Paraglomeraceae
Source: the annotation of a GenBank genome assembly
AUGUUCUUGGCAAAAACAUUGAGUGGAGGGGGCAUUAAUAAGGAAAUUACUGAAGUCAAUUGUACUGCAUUUGCUAUGUUUUUAGAAGAAGUGAAAGCAGACUAUCAAAAUGCUAGUCCUCAAUUAUGCACUGUGCUAGACAAGUUUGCAGAGAGAUAUAUAUCCUUCAACCCAACAGCCCAUGUUAAAAGUGGUUCAAUGAUAUGUGUUCAGGUUGAAUCUGUUAAAAGACGAAUGACCAAAGGUUCUGGUGGUAGAAAGCAAAAACUACCUGUGAAGAAAAGAGAAUUUGGAUCCUCACAUUAUUCCUGCACAAAAGAAGAGGGCAACAGCUAA